This is a messenger RNA of Camellia sinensis, 1158 nucleotides long. The record is from RefSeq and is a predicted model, not a curated record. Lineage: Eukaryota; Viridiplantae; Streptophyta; Magnoliopsida; Ericales; Theaceae.
AUGAAGGCAAUGGUGAGAACAAGGACAGAAGAUGUGGAAGAUGCUACUACUGCACGGUUGGAUAGAAUGGAGAGAAUGAUUAUGAAAAUGGCGGAGACUUUACGGCAACAACAGCAGCAACAGCCACAAGAACAACCGCCACCACCACUGAGAAGUUAUUUGAAGUCUUUCCUUGUACCGAAGCUCAGAAGGUUCUUGGAGAUAUUUUAUGAUAAGUAUUUUCCACAAAGUAUGCGAGAUAAAAAGGUGACUGAAUUCGAAACCCUCAGGCAAGGGAACAAGACUGUUGUUGAGUAUGAAGCCCAGUUUGCCGAGUUGGCCCGGUUCGUACCUCACAUGAUGGACACGGACUAUAAGAAGGCACGAAAAUUUGAAGGGGGAUUACGGGGUGCUAUUCUGGACCGAGUUAAUAUGUUAAUGCUGCCUACCUAUGUAGAAGUGUUAGAGAGGGCCGUUAUAGCAGAAGGGAAUAUCGAUGCACAAAAUCGAAUUUCUGAAUGGAAGGGGAAAAGGCAAAACAGUCAAUGGUCGAAGGGGGCAACUACUCCACCAAAUAAGAAACAAAAUUCAGGGACUUCAAAUGUUUCUACCCCUAAUCAAGAUUCAAUUCCUGUAUGCGUGGAGUGUGGAAAGAGGCACCGUGGGAUAUGUUAUCGGAAGUUUGGAGCCUGCUUUCAGUGUGGAAAGACGGGCCAUGUGAUAAGGGAUUGCCCUCAGAGGAAGCAGCAGCAAAAUAGCAACAAGACUGCUACUAGCUUAACGGGGUCUGCACCAACUAUCAAUACCAAGGCACCGGUCAAAGCUACUAACAACAAAGACGCCGCGAGACAAGGUAGGGUGUUUGCAUUGGUUCCGGGAGAUGUGCAAAAGGCGGCGACAAUGGUGUCAGGUACAUUUAUGGUUCACGGUCAUUCUGCUUGUGUAUUGUUUGAUUCCAGUUCUACUCAUUCUUUUGUGUCAAAGCUAUUUACUCCUAAUUUAGAUACAUCUGAGGAAGCAUUAUCCUAUAUGCUGUGUGUGUCUUCACCAUUGGGAGAUUCUAUGAUUUGUACUUCUAUAUAUGCUGCUUGUGAACUCCACCUUGGGAAUAUUCGGGUAUACGCUAACUUAAUACCUCUCGAUAUGAUGUAUUUUGAUAUUGUACUGGGAAUGGAUUGA